CGCCAGCCGCGAGAUGGCGGCGGCCGGGAGCGGCGGGAGCCGGGCGGACAACGGCUACGGCGGGCAGCAGGCGCGGCGCAGGAAGGGCCCGGGCGCGCUGGCCACGGGCUACCUCGUUAUCUACAACGUGGUGAUGACGGCGGGGUGGCUCGUUAUUGCAGUUGGUCUAGUUCGAGCAUAUCUGGCUAAAGGCAGCUACCACAGCCUUUACUAUUCAAUAGAAAAGCCCCUGAAAUUCUUCCAAACUGGAGCUUUGCUUGAGAUUCUGCACUGUGCACUUGGCAUUGUUCCCUCUUCUGUUGUUCUGACUGCUUUCCAAGUGAUGUCAAGGGUUUUCCUGACGUGGGCAGUAACACAUAGUGUAAAAGAGGUACAAACUGAAGACAGUGUCCUCUUGUUUGUAGUGGCCUGGACAAUCACCGAGAUAAUCCGUUACUCUUUUUACACGUUUAGCUUGUUAAACCAUCUCCCUUAUCUCAUCAAAUGGGCCAGGUACACUUUGUUUAUAGUACUGUAUCCAAUGGGAGUCUCAGGCGAAUUACUCACAAUAUAUGCUGCAUUACCCUUUGUCAGGCAGUCUGGCUUGUAUUCCAUUAGUUUACCUAACAAGUACAAUUUUUCAUUUGACUACUAUACAUUCCUGAUCCUGGUCAUGAUCUCUUACAUUCCAAUAUUCCCUCAGCUGUAUUUCCAUAUGCUGCAUCAGAGGCGAAAAGUACUCUCCCACACUGAAGAACAUAAGAAGUCAGAGUAAUUCCAACUCUUUUUCAGAACUUUUCAAACAUCAAAAUGCUGCAGUUUUUCGAUACCCAGCACAUUUGUAAAGAGUAACCAAGAUAAGUCAGAGGUAAAAGACCAAUAAUUUAGCAAGAAUAACCAAUAAAUCUGAUUUCAGUGAAAUUCCAGGAUGUCAAAUGUUGAAAUAAUUUUCAGCUUGCAGUGCUUCAGAAAACUUAAACUUUAUAUGGCUUGGCAGUUAACCUUCUCCUUAAAUGAUGUGCUAAAUGGUUUUCAUUUAUUACUAAAUGCCUGAAGGUUGCAGUAUGAGUGAUGAAGUUGUACCCACUAAAUGCCUGAAUUGGGAUUAUAUUACUGAUACCUCUUUUUUUAAAUGCUUGACUGCAUGCCAGAAACUGUAUGUAUUGCUGUGAAAGCAAACAAUGUGCUCUGGAAUACUUCAGGAUAAUGUCAGAGGCUUCAGUGGAGAAUGUAAUCUGGGCAGAGUGUUUGAAUUUAGAAAGGUAGGUUGUGUAUUUAAAAGGUGAUGGGAACAAGAACAAGAAACCAAUUACGGAAAAUGAGGGGAAUGUGGUUCUCUAGGAAUUUAAACAGCACGGCGUCUGACCAGAGUGUUCUCUGGAGAUCUUCUUUAAGCUGAUCACUCAAAUUCUAAUAUUAAUUCAGAGGCUAUAAUUCUUAUCUGAAACAUUAAAACUACUCCAAGUACUGCAUCACUGAAUACAUUUUUACAUAUUAAAAAAAAAAAAUUAAUACUUACUGUAGUACUUCUAGUGGUAUCAGUAAUGAAUCUAAACAAUAUAAGGAGGUGGGUCACCCAGAAACGGGUGCAGUUCUCCCUUUUUUACUAUAAAUUAUCAUCUCUAAUCAUUGUCUGUGAUACUCAUCUUUCAGUGCUGAGGGCUACUUGGUCUACUGUGUUUGGGGGCCUUGUUCCUUAGCCUGACAUUUCUCAAGUGACCCACGUUAUCACUCUGGCACAUCCAAACAGGUAGUUCAGGCACUCGGCUUCUGAAGUGUUGCAAAGUCAUAAUGUGCUCCUUGCAGGGCAGAUUAUCUCACGUGUUACAUGCUGCCUUUGCAGACUGGACAAGCCACCCUCAUCUGUUCUUUGGAAAGAUUGGAAGCCCGCAAAACAUUAGAUUCUUGUAGGUUUGGGAAGGUGGAAGGAAAAUGAAAGAGCUGAGGAAGCCUUGUGAUGAGGCAGAAAGCGCUAGUGCUGUGUGAGCUGUGCCCCAAGUCUAGAAGAAACUUCUGAUUGGGAGUAAAAGGAUGGGGAAUGAAAGGAACGAAAGGAGAAGGGAAAUGAGCAGAUAUAUCCAAGCAGACACAAGAGGAAAUGUAGUUUAUGGCUUUGUUCUGUUAGGACUUGAUGGCCGAAUACCCUGUCUGCAUCCAUUCAGAGUCACUAGACAAGACCACGUGGGCUCCUCUGGCUUCCCUGGUUACAUGGUUUAGUGCAUAAAUGAGGUGUGACCACUCCCAUUCCACCUGCGAUGCUGCCUCGUGCUGUGCCUGCCAGCACCUCUCCUGGUAUGGCCCAGCUGUGUUUGACACAUCCCAGCUCUCCCGAAACACAGCUGGGAAGUACUGAGGACACAGGCUCUCUGUUCUAGCAGUUGGGAAGAGCUGGAUUUACAGUUAUUUAGGUUUAUGCUUGUCAGAGCUAUAUUUAAAAAAAAAAAAAAAAUAAAAAAACAACUUGGCAUUUUUCAGUAAUUUUCUUUGACUCCAUCAAAGGGACCGAAUUUUCCAAACUCUGACUAUAUAGAGAUUUUCCUGUUCAACACAAACAGGACUAUUAUAAGCAGAGAGAGGACAAGACACAAUAAUAAUCUUUGCUUCUAUGUUAAACAUUUUGGAGCCAGUUAUUGGCUGGAUUAGAAAACAGAAGGUUGUAGCAAGUUGGGGGUUGGUCUUUUCUCCCAAGUUACAAGCAAUGGGACUGAGGAUAUUGUGUUGCUCUAAGGAAGGUCUAGAUGGGAUAUUAGGAAAAAUUUCUUCAUGGAAAGGAUUGUCAAGCAUUGGAACAAGCUGCCCAGGGAAGUGAUGAAGAGUCACCAUCCCUGAAGGUAUUUAAAAGAAGACGUGGUGCUUAGGUACGUGGUUUACUGGGAUUUUGCAGUGUUAGGGUAAUGGUUGGUCUUUUCCAAUUCAAACAGUUCUGUGAUUCUAUUACUGUGGCCAUAUACAACCUCAAAAUUAUUUUGGAUUCAAAGGUUCAACAAUUCAAUUCAUUUCUGUAUUAAGUUAUGUGCUUUGUUGUAGUGAUCUGAGAAGUGUUAUAUUAUUCUGAACUCACAGUUGGAAAGUGUAAACUUCCACCUCUGAACAAAACAUCUCCUUUUGCUUAUACUUGAUAUUAAAGAAUUUAAUGUCAACCUUUCUGAAGGAUGUCAUCUAAAAGAUCUGAUUUCCUGAUGUACUUAGGUUACUGGAUAUUGUCAAUGCUCAGCUCCUGAACUUUUCUUAAUUUGAUUUCUGUGCCCAAAUAAAAGAUUUGGUUUCAAAUUUGUUGGUCCAGUUUGGAGAUAAAAAAUGGCUGUGUAAUACUCCUGCAUGAAACAAACUCCUGGCUCUGUUGAUGGGAAGGAUACAGUACAGAUCUACAGCAGAUAGCACCAUGGAAAAGCAGAACAAGCUGCCAGUAGGGAGAAAGCUUCUACAACCAACACCUUUGCCGAAUAGGCUUUAUUAUGGAAUAUUUACUUUAUUGAAAAUACCAGUUUAUGACACAAAUGCAAAUAAACUACAGCCUUUUAUAAGAAAAUGGAGUUACUUUUCCUUUCAAAAGAAAAAUAAGUUGCUUUAACAGUAAGAAUUCUUACCAGCAAAGUUGACUUAUAAAUUAUAUUCUGAAGUCUGAACAUGCAGUUACUAUGUACAGGAGUUCAGUGCUUCAUCUUGCAAGUGCUUUUUCAAAUUUAUCUUCUGUGGAAAUCACUGGAAGGUAAUCUUUAGAGAAAACUAUGGUGUGAUGGCCUAAAACUGUUUGGGUUGUUCCCUAAUACUGACUUUGCUGACAUGUGGGGUUUCUCCUCCUCAUAAAAGAAGUUUCCCCUCAUCUGUCCCUGAAACUGAAGUGGUUUCCAUGACCUCUGUAACAGAAGCUUUGAUUGGUACUGUGUCACAAAUGCAGGGGGGUUUCUUCUCCCCACAGACUGUUGACUUGGCUUGCAUGUUCUCUGUCAGCAAAUCCAGACCAGCAGCUCUGCCCUGCUUUGGUACUCUCUUGUGUGCACUGGUUUGGUUGACAGCACUUUUAUGUUACACCGUGCCAGCUCUGAGUUAGUCACGACCCUCCAAAAGACCAAGGUUUUCACCAGUGUGUAGUUCCCACUGGAAUUGUAGAAAUGUUUGUAUUUGUAAAUUACGGUAAGAAUGCAGGUUACGGUGCAGGUAAAUUGUAAAUUUUCACAAUGCGAGAUUUUUAUCAGAGGGUUUUUUCCUAAUCAUUAUGAAGGUUGGCAUUUGUGUGGACCAGUCUGAAGUGUCAUUUUAAAACCUAUCUUUCAGCUUAAAAUUUUCAUGAGUAUACAUCAAAUCAUUUAUUUUGAUGUAUAUGUCAGUGAAACUUGGGUGAAAACCAUAUACAUUUUUGUAUUUUUUUCUAUGUUGUGAAGAAUAAAAUUGUAAUUUUAUAAGUCUUGAUUCACUAAUAUUAUUAUAAGUUAAAUGUAUUUUUUGUAUAUUUAGGAAUCUGGUAUUACCUGGAGCUCGGAAAGAUUAAGCAUAGAUUUUUUUAUGCAUGGUUGAAAGAUAUUUCAACUUGAUAAUGCAGUGAAAUGGUUUGUAUGCUAAAAUACUAGUCCAUGUUGUUGCCUUGUGAAAAUGAUUCUGUGCUCUCUGCCUGGAUUUGGCCUACUGACCAGUGAUACUAAUUGCUAUAAUCCAAAUAAAAUACUUCUGAACAAAA
Hirundo rustica (Barn swallow) is the source of this 4654-nucleotide messenger RNA. RefSeq names its product 3-hydroxyacyl-CoA dehydratase 2 (gene HACD2). The record is from RefSeq and is a predicted model, not a curated record. The transcript is spliced from 7 exons. NCBI's taxonomy places the organism in Eukaryota, Metazoa, Chordata, Aves, Passeriformes, Hirundinidae. Gene Ontology annotation, molecular function: 3-hydroxyacyl-CoA dehydratase activity. Gene Ontology annotation, biological process: sphingolipid biosynthetic process; very long-chain fatty acid biosynthetic process; fatty acid elongation. The coding region runs from base 14 to 754 and encodes 246 amino acids. Gene Ontology annotation, cellular component: endoplasmic reticulum membrane.